CCCACAAUGCACUCCCCGAUCAUCAGCGGGAAGCCAAAAUGGCGAACAUGCUGGGGGAAAAUGAACCGUUUGUUAUUUUCUGAAGCAGACACAAGUUUUCGUGAUAUACUUUUGAAAUAAAUUCUGCGACAAAAGGAGCGGGAUAACCGCGGCCAUCCCUGAUCAGUAUUUUUGUCAUACGAGUUAUUUGUAGAAGCGGAGGUGACCGAAUGAGAGACACAGGGGUUGUGGAUCACCUGUCUGUCCAUCACAGAGCUCACCCCCAGCGGCAGCAGCAGGCGGUGUCCCUGUCCACUGUGAGCCUCUCUGCUAGGGGGGAGUAUGGAGAUGACGGGAUGUCUUCCGGGUUUACAGAGGGACAGGAUGUCUUGGCUCGGUGGUCAGAUGGUUUGUUCUACUUGGGGACAAUCACAAAGAUAGAUCGGGACAAGCAGCGAUGCUUUGUGGUUUUUGAGGAUCGAUCAAAGUCUUGGGUUCUUUGGAAGGAUAUUCAGACAGGGGUUGAAGAUGAAGAGGAUGAUGAGGACGAUGACAUUGUGUGCUCCAUAUGCCAGGACGAAGCUUCAGAGGAACCCAAUGAGAUAGUCAUUUGUGACAAGUGUGGACAGGGAUACCAUCAGCUGUGUCACUCCCCCGUCAUAGAUGCCUCUGUCAUUGACUCAGAUGACAAGUGGCUCUGCUCAGAGUGUGAGCUUUCUUCUAUGCCUAAGUCUGGUUUUCAGAUGGGAGGUGCACACAGGAGAGGGACAUCUGCUAAAGGCUUUCUGCAGCAGCACAUGGAGUUGCACCUGUCCUUCCCCUAUGCCCUGGACAAACUGGUGUGGGACCCGGGCCACAAGACUAAUAUUCAGCAGUGUUACUGUUAUUGUGGGGGACCAGGAGAUUGGUACCUAAAGAUGCUGCAGUGUAACAGGUGUCAGCAGUGGUUCCAUGAGGCCUGCCUCCAUUGCUUGCAGAUGCCCAUGCUUUAUGGAGAUAGGUUUUAUCUGUUUGUAUGCUCCGUUUGCAAUGGUGGACCUGAGUACAUCAGCCGAUUGCCUCUCAGAUGGGAGGAUGUUGCACACUUGAGCCUGUACAACUUGAGUGUGAUCCACAAGAAGAAGUACUUUGACUCAGAGAUGGCCUUGAUGGCUUAUAUCAACAACAACUGGGAGCUGCUGCAGCUCGGAGAGCUCGCCAACACUCCCAGAUCAGAGCGGUAUGAACAUAUUCUGGAGGCAUUAAACAACAACAGGAGCUUGUUUAUGUCAGGUAAGGAAGUCAAGAAAAAGAAGCACUUGUUUGGCCUGAGGAUCCGCUUCCCUCCUUCUCCGCCCAACUCUGAUGAGCCAACUAGCAGAGUGAUGGAGAGGGCUUCACAUGAAAUCACCAUCAAAGGCUGCAAGUCCACCAAAGCCCUGUUUGGCACAGGGACUCAAUACUUUGGGAAUCGAUUUGGCUCUGAUACUCAACAUUCGUCAAUAACUUGUAGUACUUUAACCAAUGGCUCAGAGAAGAAGAAGAGAAAGAGGAAGCAAGGAGCUCGUUCUCUGGAGACUCUGGCUAAACCACAACGCUCCAAUGAACUCUUGUCCCAGCAAAUAAGAAAGCCUCUACCAUUAGACCCCCAUACAUUGGAUCACUUAACCUCUAUCAAGAAUGACAGGACUCUGCUGUCCUCGCUUACCUCAGACCUGGAAUCCAUAGGAGGCCUGAGCACCUCAGAAACUACCUCAACUAGCAUUUCAAGACAGUCCAGCCUCUGUAGCUCCAGCAAGACACGCACAGCAGCCUGCAACAUGCCUGUUUCCUCUCCACCCUUAAAAAGGAAACGCGGGCGGCCACGACGGGCCCUGCAGUCCCCCAACCCGGAGAUCCCCCCUCCCAGCCACACAGACCCAAACCCCUCAGCUACAGAGAUGCUGAACGCCCUCCCAGGGCUUCACUCAGCAGACAUACUUCAUGGCAUGGACCCCAACAGCCAGCUCUCCCACCUCAAGAGCUCCAUCAGCAGCUAUUUCGGAGCAGCAGGGCGCCUGGCUUGUGGAGAAAAAUACAAAGUCCUGGCCCGACGGGUCACCCUCGAUGGCAAGGUGCAGUACCUGGUGGAGUGGGAGGGAGUCACUGCCUCCUAGGCUUGUCACUCUCACCGUCAUCACUUCUAACUUCUAAUCAGCAGCUAUAAGUGAACUGCUUUUCAAAGCAUUAAUUGAUAUAUGCCUUUGUUUAGUUUAGACAGGAACACGUUUUUCCUAUUAAGCUUCCUGUAAAGCCUGCUGGUUCUGUGCAGUCCAAGGUGAUUAUAGCACAAUUAAACAUGUUAUUUUCCUCAUUUAAAUAUUAUAAAGACGAGGUAAUGUUGUUAUACUACGCCACACUUGUGUUAUUCUGCUUUUAACUUUUGUUAUCUGCUUUGAAUGUUUACAGAGAACCCCGUUAAUUCAGGGGCAAGUGCACUGCACCUGUAUGCUUUCAGUGAACUGGUAUUGUGCUUGAUAGAUUUUUUUUGUUUUUAAAACAAGUUAUAAGCUUUUUAUUUCCAGACCAACUAAGUAUGAACCUGUACGUUAUUUGAAAGAAUUUAGUUGAUCGGGCAUUUAAAUGGUGAAAGCUGGAGGAUCAGAGACAAGAGUUUAUUCAAGCAGCAAGGAGUUACAUGUGUUUGGUUAGCAUUUAUUUUCUUACCAAAUUUGAUAAAUAACAACAUGUCUCUUUACAUCAAUGUCCCCUCCUUCUGUAGUCUCAGCUGUGAGUAAGUCUUGUUGCCUUUGGCAGACAUAUCCUUCAGUUCUGUUUGGAAAGUGGACUCAUUUGUGAGCAGUUCAAGUGGAACUCGGAACAAAGGGCUGCUGUGCUGCUGCAAAUGUUGAUUGUUUUAUACGUAAUUAUACUACAUUUAUUAAUACAUUUUAUACUUGUACUUUCAUGUACGCCUUUUCUCUUCCAACAAGGUAGGGGUCUGAUUGUCUUCUUUUUUUUUAUUAUGUAUUGCAUAGUUUAAAUGAUAUCCAACAUCUCAUUUUAAGCAGAUGCAUUGAGCUAUCUCAGCCCCUCUUAAGACAGCAUUUAUCAUUUAGGUCAUCACUCCCAGUGGAUUAGAUUUGAGCAUGAGAUUCAUAAAAAUAACAUCCCAAAAUGAACUUCAGCAUAUAAAUAAUGAACCCAUUGAACACAUCCUUUAAAACAUUUUAAUUUGAAAUUGAUAAAAAUGACUGAAAUCUUUUAGUCUAUUUAGUUUUGUCUGGUGGUUAUUGACAGAAUAAAGUGCUUUACAAGGUGAAUAUUGUAUAACCAGUUCCCAUAUCCAGUGUUCUGAAUUGUUUUGCUUUUUUGUGCUGCCUAUGCAAGUUAGUUUUGAUAAAUGUAUUCUUCGGUCACACAGUUGAACCAUAUGGCAUGACAAGCAGGAACAUCAGCAUUAUCAUGGAUUUUUGACUCAGGCAUUCAAUUUUUCAUGCGACAGGUGUACCAAAAUAUCUACUUUAAAAAUGCACUUGGAUUUUGCUUUUAUAGUCAGGUUCACCUUUGUAGCCUACACACUCAGGAUAUGCCCCAAACCUUCACUGUAUUGCAUAGGCCAGCAUUUGCAUCUUGACAGGAGGUUUUCUUGUAAGUUAUUUGUUUUGGUCAAUAUUUCUAUCAGGUCCUUCAUUUCUCACAUCACUUUGGGCCAUUGGGUCAUGUGUGUAUUUUUAUUUUAUUUUUUUUGAGAAGAAAAAGUCCACUUUUACUGCUACUCUUUGUUUAAACUGAGUCAAAACAGUCACUGGAAAACUAAUAUGCUGAAUGUCAUUGCAAGUGGUAAAUAUUCAGUUAGUAUAUUGCUGUCUCUUUUUUUGAGAUGUUUUUGUUAAAGUGGACAGACCUUCUGGACACUGAUACCUCUUCAUUGUAUGGAUGUGGUGAGUGCAUUUUGAAACUUCUCUCUGUUCAGUCAGUGUCUGAGCCUACCUGUUGCUACCACUGGCUUCUGCAGCCAAAGAAUAACAUGUAACGUCUGAUUUGUCUUUUGGGAUUCUUCUUAAUUACAUUUUUACACACCUUUUAUAUAGGUUGACGUGUUACUUCAGAAUCUGUUUUGUUAAAAAAAUGCAAAUAAAAGCAGUUGUUUUGA
Messenger RNA from Monopterus albus (swamp eel), 4093 nucleotides. It is a transcript of the gene mtf2, whose product is annotated as metal response element binding transcription factor 2. Gene Ontology annotation, cellular component: nucleus. The record is from RefSeq and is a predicted model, not a curated record. The coding region runs from base 210 to 2114 and encodes 634 amino acids. Gene Ontology annotation, biological process: negative regulation of gene expression, epigenetic. Gene Ontology annotation, molecular function: DNA binding; chromatin binding. The transcript has 16 exons. NCBI's taxonomy places the organism in Eukaryota, Metazoa, Chordata, Actinopteri, Synbranchiformes, Synbranchidae.